CGGCGGCGGCUCUAGUCGCACGCGUGCGAGAGAGACGAUCACGACGAUACUCGGCGUGCGGUACUCUUCUUAACAGACGCGGAACGCGCGUCACACACAUAUUAUAUGCGACAGUGACCAGCACACUACCGGUCGUCCCUCCGUGGUGAUUCCGUGCAAGAUUUUCGCGAAAAGAUCGAAAGCAAUUUGCGCUCGCGCACAUCCGAAGGAAAAUUAAGUUGACGAGACGACGAGACAUUGUCCUGCUCCGAGAGAAGAGAGGACAGCGAGCUCCGAUUUGACUCUGUCUUCUAAAUCACAUUUCUUAGGAUACACGCGCUUCAUAACGAUCUCUCUCUCUCUUUCUCUCCCUCUUAGAUAGUCACGCACGGAGCACUCGCGCGAGAAAUCGAUUCGUUCUUUGAGGGUGACCGACGGUGGGUUUCUUGUGGAAUCCGUGAAUUAGUACAAGGGAGAUCACUAGCCGAUACGUCAAGGAGUGGUGAUCUCGUGAGAACAUUUGACGAGGAACGGCUCCCGGAUAAUACUGAUGAAGAUCCAGGAAGCAUCAUCUUUUGAUAACAACUUAGAGAGUAUUCUAUCAGGGUGGCUUCACGAGGGAACGACGCCUCGUAGCAUGUCGGCUAUUCGUAUCAAAGUGGAAGAGGUUUCCAACAGCGGCCAGGAUAUCAUUAGAGACAUCGAGACGACGGCGGUAGCUGCCGCCAACCCGCUUUCCUGGCACAUCCCAAGGCCGUCCUUGGUCGGACGCAGCGAGAGGGACAGCGAAAAUGGAAGCUGGGCUCAUCACUUGCAUCCGAACUCCCCCUCGAGAGGGUCGACGUCGUCUCAAGGAUCUACUGCCAGUACACACAGCGCCGCGUCGGGAACGUUGCUACUCACGGCCGCGAAUCUGGCGAAUCUCGCCGCCAUACAUCCGCCCACGGUAACGGCACCAAAGCAGAUGGACACUGCCUCGGUGGCCAGCAGCACCCACUUCACGGUCGUGAACGGUCUCGGCAGACCGACUACCGUCUACAGGAAGUCUUGGUGCGCGCGAAAUCAGCUCACCGUUCUCGUAUGCACUAUGAGUUUUCUGUUUAUGGUCGGUCUGCUCGCCGGGAUUCUUUACAUGGAAAUGAGGGCUCGCGACAAGUACAACUAGGCCGAGGGUGAGCGAGGGGAGGAAGAAACAGCGACGACACGUGACCGUGAAUGAUGAUCAUAGUGAUAGAAACGAGCAACGAAGGAAAUGACUACUUUAGAGAGAACGGGAAAAAUCAUCUCCAUGAAGAUUAGAGAGAGAAAAGAAGAAAUGUACGAUCCAGUCACGAUAUUAAUUUGAUUUACUCAUAUUUAUACGUAUAUGUACAUCUGCGUUGUAAGCCAUUCAGGCCGUUCUCAGUUAGUAGACGUUCCCCGGCGAUGGUUAAAGUCUUAAGCGUAUACUGUAUAGAAUCUUAAGUGUAUUGCACCGCGACAAAAGUGUGGUACGUGAAAACCAGUAAUUACAUUUGUGUAAUGAGCGACGUACUGUUAGGGAAUUGACGAGAUCCUCGCGAUGGGAUAGCCUUGCGUAUUUAUGCUGGAAUUUAACGGAUUCUUCGGAUCGUACUGCGAGACACGAUUCGGCGAAUAACGUAAAUAUUUUUAUGUUAAUUAACUUCUUACCGCGUAGCGCGUGUCAUAUAGAACACAAGUAACUUUCUCUAAAAAAUUUCUUCACUAUUUUACUGUGUGGUUAUGACAUCUCUCUCUGCACGCCGCAUAAUUUUUUACAUAGAAAGAUAUAUGUGGUAAGGGGUUACGGACGACGGUGACACAUCACGUGGUUUGCGAUUGCUCCAAAUAAAACGUACUUUUCGUAUACGUUUUCAGUGUUUCUCCUACGUAGUUCUCAACUGAUUUAUCAUUUACUGUAAAUCGCAUUGACAUUAUCGAGAGCCAAUAACGGAGAAGAGGUACAUGAUAAAAUAUCACUGGAGUGUCACUAAUCCUAGUCGUCCAACGAAAUCUCAAAUAUGGGGCCUUAUUCUCGAAAAAUACCUCGUACGAAAAUAAUAUAGUAUAUGUUACAUAUAUUACAAAAUUUUCGUAUGUUAUAGAUUUCGUAUGAUAUAGAUUUAAAAAUAUGAGCCCUGAUAGUAUUUUCAAUAACAAAUACCGACGGACAGUUUGAAGCAAUCGACGAGAUGGGACCGAGAUAGCAAAUAUCUAUUUAGGACCUAUAAUUUAAUUUUUACUAACAAGCUACCUUAAUAAUACCUGGAUUUCCGUCGGAUUGUUAUUCCGGGAGCAAAUGUAAACGGAAAAGCAAUGAAGGGCGGUCGCAUAGAUCGCUUUUCGCGUCUGUGAUAUUACUUGCGUAUUAAUCGUUGAUUCAACAAGAAACUGUCAAAUAUA
Mycetomoellerius zeteki is the source of this 2382-nucleotide messenger RNA. RefSeq lists its product as uncharacterized. The record is from RefSeq and is a predicted model, not a curated record. The coding region runs from base 530 to 1144 and encodes 204 amino acids. Lineage: Eukaryota; Metazoa; Arthropoda; Insecta; Hymenoptera; Formicidae. The transcript is spliced from 4 exons.